AUGAGUUACAAGACUAUAAUACAAGACUUCUUCCACAGACUGAGAGACGAGGACCGCGCGAGGGCCGCGUGCCUGGACGCCAUCGGGCGGCUGCUGCGGGGUCACGGUAAAACGCUGGCCGACUACGGGUUGCCGAAUCCGGACGUCGCGCUGCUCGAAGAGGACGCGGGCGGAGACGUCUACGCCUUCGUCGACGCACUGGUGCGUUGGACCCUGCAGUUGGACAACCUCAACGACGAACAGCGGGUGGUUUACGACCGCGUGAUGGCGGCCGUCGACGACAACCGCGACGUCCCGAAAAUGUUCUACGUCGACGGGCCCGGAGGUACGGGAAAAACGACGCUUUACGGCUGCCUAAUAUGGUCGCUCCGCAACAUGGGCAGAUCCGUGUUGUCCGUGGCGUUCACGGGAAUAGCGGCGACGCUCAUGGACGGUGGUAUGACCGUUCACUCGACGUUCGGUUUGCCCUUCGGUACGCUCAACGAAGAUUCUAUUACGUCGUCCAUCGCCAUGCAGUCUCUGCGCGCGCGUAGGAUACGGGAGGCGGCACUCAUCGUCUGGGACGAAGCGCCCAUGUCUCCGGGGCUCCAACUGACGGUGGUCGACCGGUUGCUGAAGGACAUAAUGCAAUCGGAACUACCGUUCGGUGGUAAGACGGUUCUAUUCGCGGGUGACUUCAGACAGAUACUGCCGGUGGUCCGCAGGGGGACGAGGGCCGCGAUCGUGGCAGCUUCAAUCAGGCACCACCAUCUGUGGGACGUCUUCGAGCGUUUCAGCCUGACGCAGAACAUGCGGGCCAACAACGACGCGGACUUUGCCGCCUGA
Messenger RNA from Acyrthosiphon pisum (pea aphid), 825 nucleotides. RefSeq names its product ATP-dependent DNA helicase PIF1-like. Bases 1 to 825 code for a protein of 274 amino acids. The record is from RefSeq and is a predicted model, not a curated record. Gene Ontology annotation, molecular function: DNA helicase activity. The transcript has a single exon. Gene Ontology annotation, biological process: telomere maintenance; DNA repair. NCBI's taxonomy places the organism in Eukaryota, Metazoa, Arthropoda, Insecta, Hemiptera, Aphididae.